This is a messenger RNA of Gadus morhua (Atlantic cod), 4836 nucleotides long. It is a transcript of the gene anks1b, whose product is annotated as ankyrin repeat and sterile alpha motif domain containing 1B. The record is from RefSeq and is a predicted model, not a curated record. Gene Ontology annotation, molecular function: ephrin receptor binding. Gene Ontology annotation, cellular component: cytosol. Gene Ontology annotation, biological process: ephrin receptor signaling pathway. NCBI's taxonomy places the organism in Eukaryota, Metazoa, Chordata, Actinopteri, Gadiformes, Gadidae.
ACACACACACACACACACACACACACACACACACACACACACACACAGACACACACACAGACACGCACGAGCGCGUGUGCACACACGCUCACACACCGGCGACUGCGGCUCUGUGAAAACGCCUUCUUCAUCCCGGACCAUCUCGUCUCAUAGCGGAACUGACCGGACGGUGGAGACCCGAGAGACCCGCUGCGUGUUACCGUCAGAGGUGAUGCUGUUUCCUGCCCGGACGGACCGGGUGACUCUGACAGACUCUAGGACCCUCCUAACGUCGGGAUCCUACUAACGUCGGGAGCACUCGCAUCACGUCUGGGACCGCCGCGGUCACCCUCCACGGUUCUCCCUUCUGCUGUUCUGGACAACAGACGGAGCCGGACCGUUAGUAGUACUGGUGGACUGACUGGUGUACUGGUGGACUGGUGGACUGACUGGUGGACUUGUGGACUGACUUGUGGACUGACCGGGUUGUCGGUAUCUCUGCAGCAUGCCGCCGACGGGGGCUCCUCGUCCCUGAUCAACACCGCCUCUCAUGGCUCCUCACUCCGCACCGUGACGGAGGGUGGAGGUAGAGGGUGGAGGUGGAGGGGAUCCCCGUGAAUAAUCUCCGCGUUAGUGGAGCUCUGGAUUUGUAAACUUUGAAGCGUCGCGAUGGGGAAGGAGCAGGAGCUGCUGGAAGCCGCCCGGACCGGGAACGUCGUGCUGGUGGAGAAACUGUUGACGGCGAAGAAGGGGAUCCUCGGGUCCGCCACUGGGUCCAUCCCCCUCCCCAGCCUGCUUAGCAUGUGGAAGGGCCUGAACGUGAACUGCACCGACAGUUCUGGGUACACACCACUACACCACGCCUCGCUCAACGGACACAGGGAGGUGGUGCUGAAGCUGCUGCAGUUCGAGGCCUCGUCCAACGUGGCCGACAGUAAGGGCUGCCUGCCGCUGCACCUGGCCGCCUGGCGCGGCGACGUGGACAUCGUCCGCAUCCUGCUCCAACACGGGCCCUCCCAGUGCCGCGUCAACCAGCAGAACCACGAGCGUGAGACGGCGCUCCACUGCGCGGCUCAGUACGGCCACGUGGAGGUGGUCUCCACCCUGCUGACGGAGCUCACCGACCCCACCAUGAGGAACAGCCGCCAGGAGACCCCCCUGGACCUGGCCGCUCUCUACGGCCGCCUACAGGUGGUGUGCAUGCUGGUGAGUGCCCACCCUAACCUGAUGACGUGUCACACGCGGCGCCAUACGCCGCUGCACCUGGCGGCGAGGAACGGCCACCAGGGGGCGGUGCUGACGCUGCUGGAGGCCGGCAUGGACCUCAACUGCCUGACGGAGAACGGCUCCGCCCUCCACGAGGCCGCUCUGUUCGGGAAGAUGGACGUGGUCCGCCUGCUGCUCGGCUCAGGAAUCGAUGCCAACCUGUGUGACUUCCAAGGAAGGACGGCCCUGGAGAUCCUGAGAGAGCAUCCGGCCCAGCAGUCCCAGCAGAUCACCGCGCUCAUACAGGAAUACCUGAUGGAGGAGGAGGAGCACCGCCAGUGUGUUUACCUGGACGAGCCAAUCAGGAGGUGCCCAGUCCCCGCCCCCCGCACCUCCGUCCCCUCCCCCUGUGCCUCGCCCUCGCUCAGACACAAGAGCGAGGCGGUGAGCGGCGACCUCUCCAAGCUCCUUCAGGACAUGCAGCGUUGCCGUGACUCCUCGUUCGAGGAGCUCUGUCAGACGGUCUCCUCCCACUCCAUGGACAGCUACUGCAGCGGCCGGCUGAGUGACGAGGAGCGGCCGGACCCCCAGCGGCUCAACGGCGGCCCCCAGCGGCCCAACGGCCCCCUGGGGCGGGCCAGCAUCAAGCGCGUCAGCCCCCCCCUUGCCCCCCCCCAUGAGGAAGAUGAGGAUGAAGAGCGAGGCUGUGGCCCUGUGGGAUUCUGGGAAGCUUUCACACCCUGCAACGGCUGUCGCAACCUGGGCUUCUCCAGCAUGUCCCAGGAGACCCAGGCUGAUCUCGUGGGCUCUCCCUCGCUGGAGGUCUUCUCCCCGGAGGACGAGGAGAAUCCCUACGAGCUGGUGACCUCGGUAACCUCUGCCGUCACACGUAAACCCAGCUCCCUGGACAUCAGCAGCUGCCAGACCGCUGCACACAACAACGGCCACUCGCCCCAGGUGACAGUGAAUGAUGGGGAAUUUGGUAACCAUGGGAACGGCUGCACGGGCCCCACUCCGGACUGCUCCCCCCCCUCUCCUGACACAGCGCUGAAAAACAUUGAGAGAGUCAUCCGCCCCCAGCCUAAACAGCGGACCUCCCUGUCCUCCGCCCAGGACCUCCAGCGCCCCGCGCCCCCCAGCUGUGAGCCCAGUGAGGUCAGCUCGUCGCUAGGCUACGCCAGCUUCAGCACCAGCCCCCCCGCCAGCCCCCCACUCUCCCCCAACCAGGAGGACUCGGCCGGCUCCAACGACGACUGCCAGCUCACAGACGACGGGCCGUACCAGCGGGACCCUCCUCACGCUCCCCUUCCUACUACCCCUGCUCCUCCUCCCGAGCCCUCCUCCUCCUCCUCCCCCUCCUCCCCCUCCUCCCUCCUCGUGGUGGAGGACCGCCGGAAGAGCCACAUCCCCGAGGAGUUUGCGGGCCUCCUGCACGGCUCGUCCCCGGCCUGCGAGGCCCCUGACACCCCCUACAAACUCUACUGCCCCCGGGGCAACACUGCUGCGCCCCCACAGACCCUGACUCAGACCAAGACCCUGAUCCCUGACACCCCCUACCACCCCCACCCCCCCAGGGGCCCGCAGUCCCCCACUGCCCCGCCCCAGAACAAGAGCCAGAGCCAGAAGGAGCUCUACUGCCAGCAGGUAGACCGGUCCUCCCUGGCCCCGCCCCACCAAGCCCCGCCCCACCAAGCCCCGCCCCACAAGACCCCGCCCCCCCAGACCCUCCCGACCCCUGGGGAGCAGCCCAAGCCGCAGGUGGUCUUCCGGACGGUCUUCCACACGCGGGUGAACCAGGCGCCGUCCCCCGAGACCCCCUGCUCGCCCCGGGGCUACAGCACCCUGGGACACCGGCCCGCCCGCUCCCCCCGCCACUCCGCCGCCGUCGCCGUGGCGCUGGGCCUCGACGGGGCGGGGGUCCCCGGCCUCGACGGGGCGGGGGGCCCGGAGCUGGCCGCCGCGUCGGGGGGCUACGAGGAGCGCGCCUGCACCCUGGACCGGAGGAGGUCGGCGCCCCGCAGCCUGCUGGACCUCCAGCUCUCCAAGUCCCUCUCCGACUCCAACAUCGUGGGCGUGUCGCCCAUACAGGAGGAGCUGAGCUGGGGAUCCGGAUCCCGGGGCCAGGGGCUUGGAGCCCCCGGCCAGGGGAUGGGUGCCAGCCCGGGGGGGCGGCUGGAGAGGACCCCCUCCUUCACUGCCGAGUGGGACGAGAUUGAUAAGAUCAUGAGUUCCAUCGGUGCGGGAAUCGGGAGCGGACUGAAUGCCAAGAAAGACCACACAGGACCCCGCUGCCCGCUGCAGUCUGUGGGCCAGUGGCUGGACUCCAUCGGCCUGGUCCAGUACGAGAACCACCUGCUGGCCAACGGCUUCGACAAUGUCCAGUUCAUGGGCAGCAACGUGGUGGAGGACCAGGACCUGCUGGAGAUCGGGAUCCUCAACUCGUCCCACAGACAGCGCCUCCUGCAGGCCAUCCGCCUUCUGCCCAGGGUGCGGCCGGUGGGCUACGACGGGAACAACCCCACCUCGGUGGCCGAGUGGCUGGAGUCGCUGGAGCUGGGCGACUACACCAAGGCCUUCCUGGUCAACGGCUACACCUCCAUGGACCUGGUGAAGAAGAUCUGGGAGAUCGAGCUCAUCAACGUCCUGAAGAUCAGCCUGAUCGGCCACAGGAAGCGUAUCCUGGCCUCGCUGGGGGACCGCCUCCACGAAGACACGCCUCAGAAGCCCCCCCGAGCCAUCUCCCUCAGGGAGCCGGGCGGGAGCCACACGCCGCCCCAGCUGAGCCCGUCGGUGGGACCCUACACUGCGGGGGUGCCCGGGGGGUCUCUGGACGUGCAGCACCUCAUCAUGCAGGCGGACGCCCGCCGGCGCCAACGCAGCAGCGAGAACUACUUUGAGGACGUCCCCCGAUCCAAGCUGGAGAGACAGAUGGCCCAAGUCAGCAUGCAAGGGGAGUGGUGCGAGCCAAUCACGUUGCGCCCCCCCAACGAGGCCACCUCCUCCACCCCGGUGCAGUACUGGCAGCACCACCCAGAGAAGCUCAUCUUCCAGUCCUGUGACUACGAGGCCUACUACCUGGGCUCCAUGCUGGUUAAGGAGCUGAGAGGAACAGAGUCGACCCAGGACGCCUGCGCCAAGAUGAGGAAGUCCACGGAGCAGGUGAAGAAGGUUCCCACCAUCGUUCUCUCUGUCUCCUAUAAAGGAGUGAAGUUCAUCGACGCCACCAACAAAAACAUCAUCGCUGAGCACGAGAUCCGGAACAUCUCGUGUGCAGCACAGGACCCUGACGACCUCUCCACCUUUGCCUACAUCACCAAAGACCUCAAGUCCAGCCACCACUACUGCCACGUCUUCACCGCCUUCGACGUGAACCUGGCCUACGAGAUCAUCCUGACGCUGGGCCAGGCCUUCGAGGUGGCCUACCAGCUGGCCCUGCAGGCGCGCAAGACCGGCCACGGCUCCUCCACCCUCCCAGAGAGCUUCGACAGCAAGGGGGGCAAACCCGUACCCAAGCCCCGCGUCAACAUCCGCAAGGCCAUGGAGCAGCCCUCCAUGGACCAGAAGGCCCACGCCAACGUCCCCUGGAUCCUGGAGCCCAGCCAAGAGGCCAAGAGGGGCGUCAACACAAAGUACGAGACCACUAUUUUUUAA